AAUAUUUGAGAAGUUUUUCACUACCGCACUAGAACCUUCCCACAAGCCCGCGCGGUGGGUCAGAGUUCACAGUCAGGAUGACGGCCGCAAACGAAGAGAUGGAGGUGGACCAAGAGAACAAGAAGGAAGGAAUCCAGCUGUACUUCCAGAACAAGAUAGAAGGGUUGGAGUUGGAAGUAGCAGAGAGGACACAAAACCUGAGACGUUUAGAAGCACAGAGAAAUGAACUCAAUGCCAAAGUGCGUAUGCUGCGUGAAGAGCUGCAGCUACUGCAGGAACAGGGCUCGUACGUCGGCGAGGUCGUCAAACCCAUGGACAAGAAAAAAGUACUCGUCAAGGUGCACCCAGAAGGGAAGUUUGUAGUGGAUGUGGACAAGGCCAUCGAUAUUAACGACGUCACGCCCAACUGUCGGGUCGCUCUGAGGAACGACAGCUACACACUGCACAAGAUCCUGCCUAAUAAGGUGGACCCUCUGGUGAGCCUGAUGAUGGUGGAGAAGGUUCCAGACUCCACCUACGAGAUGAUUGGCGGGUUGGACAAACAGAUCAAGGAGAUCAAAGAGGUCAUCGAACUUCCGGUCAAACACCCCGAGCUGUUCGAGGCACUGGGGAUCGCUCAGCCCAAGGGAGUGCUGUUAUACGGCCCACCCGGUACAGGGAAGACCCUGCUAGCCCGUGCAGUGGCCCACCACACAGACUGCACCUUUAUCCGUGUGUCUGGUUCAGAACUUGUGCAGAAGUUCAUCGGAGAAGGAUCAAGGAUGGUGCGAGAACUCUUUGUGAUGGCCAGGGAACACGCUCCUUCCAUCAUCUUCAUGGACGAGAUUGAUUCCAUCGGAUCCUCCAGACUGGAGGGGGGAUCAGGAGGUGACAGUGAGGUGCAGAGGACAAUGUUGGAGCUGUUAAACCAACUAGACGGGUUUGAAGCCCACCAGAACAUCAAGGCCCGUGCCGACAUCUUGAAGAUCCACUCCCGGAAGAUGAACUUAACCCGAGGAAUCAACCUGAGGAAGAUCGCUGAGACCAUGCCCGGAGCCUCGGGGGCAGAGGUCAAGGGGGUGUGCACAGAAGCAGGGAUGUACGCACUACGAGAGAGACGAGUUCACGUGACUCAGGAGGACUUUGAAAUGGCCGUAGCAAAGGUGAUGCAGAAGGACUCGGAGAAGAACAUGUCAAUCAAGAAGCUCUGGAAGUAAUGCCGGUGCAUGCUGGGAUAGCUUCCUGUAUAGAUGGACAUCAUCAUAUAUCGUUUUGGACACCGGUGUUAGAAAAAAAACAAAGAACAUGUGACAGUAUAGCAUACAGAACCACAUUGUAUAUUUUGUCAGUAAUUGUCGAUCUUUAAGUAUGGAAUAAGUGAAUAAAUAAAUACUAGAAUACAGCAAGUGUGAACAUACAUGGACACUUUGUACUCCUCUCGCCAAGUCUUGAACUAAAAACACAUCUAGAUUGUCAAUGAUUUCUCAUGAGUACAUAGUUCUUUGAUUAUUGUAACUUGAACAAGCAGUCACAAUAAAUGUGAUAGUUAGCAGUA
Messenger RNA from Branchiostoma floridae (Florida lancelet), 1534 nucleotides. RefSeq names its product 26S proteasome regulatory subunit 8. NCBI's taxonomy places the organism in Eukaryota, Metazoa, Chordata, Leptocardii, Amphioxiformes, Branchiostomatidae. The record is from RefSeq and is a predicted model, not a curated record. Gene Ontology annotation, biological process: proteasome-mediated ubiquitin-dependent protein catabolic process. Gene Ontology annotation, cellular component: proteasome regulatory particle, base subcomplex. Gene Ontology annotation, molecular function: proteasome-activating activity; ATP binding; ATP hydrolysis activity.